AUGACCACAAUUUUAGAAAAUGACAGAGCCUUCCGCAUCGAAUCAAAUAGGGCAAUGACGGUUUCCAUCCAUCUUAUUGCCGUGGUAUUGGCUUUUUUGACUCUAAUUCUUGCGCCAACAGAAGUGGAGGGCGUCCCGGCUAUACAGUACAAAACAAGUACGCGAAGGACAAUGAACUGCGAUAGGUUCACCAAGAACAUCGAUGAAUGCGAUACCGAUAAGUACCAUACGCUUUUACUUCUUCAAGCACUUCCAUACAUUUUGGUGGCCGUGUCUCUGUUAUUUUUCAUACCCAUUUACUUUGUUUGCAAAUAUGUGUUUGACUGCUGUGGUGGGCGGAGGCAAAGCGUUAAUUUCUGCCACCCCGACAAACGCAGCGCAACCGUCUACAACCGAAUGGACCUUUUGCGACCGCGUAUAUUUGCAGUAGUCGCCGCAGUCGUAUGUCUCGCAGCAGCAAUUUUGGGUUGCUUGGCCAUGUUGGUUAUUCAGCAGUGCAUGAGGGAUGUUCGUAGCAGGGUACGCAACAUCGUGGAUAUGGCGGUCGGAUAUGAGAAAUUACAUAUGAGUGCAAUGAAAGUCGCGCUUUACAAUAGCGAAACUGAUUCUGAAUAUCCAUUUUUGCUUUCGAGUUUAGAGUCGAAUGGACCGCAGUUAAACACCUUAUUUCGCAGUCGUGUGGAAACAGUCAAGGGCAUUUAUGACCGAACGGUUUUAAGCGCUGUUAACGCCGGGAGAAGAGCGGGGUUUUGGAUGCUCGGUCUCUUUUUGGCUCCUACAGUCCUUACGCUGGUGGGGCUACCGGUAGCAUUUUGUAACUACAGGCGGUACGUCUCCAUGUUCCUCUUUUUGUUUAUUGGUGUUUUUGGCAUUAUUGUGUGGACCACCGCAGGGGCUUUUGCUGCACUCAAUUUCUUUAUUACGGACAGUUGCUUUGAGGUUGAGGAGUUUGCAGAGGGACGCUCCAACAUUCUCACCGCCUUAUCGGAGUGUGACGAGACAAGUUUAACUAGACCUACGGCUAUCAUUGAGUCACUCUUUAAAUCACAGGCGGGCAAAACGUGUGAAAUAUUGAAACCAUAUUGCUACAAUGACGGACAGGACUCCACAUCUAGUGCCACCAGCGGUUCCGUUUUUUCCUGCCCUAAAGACAUGUCGUGUGACAAUGUGACGGACCUACAGAUGGCUGCAUGGGUUGAUUCGACAAUUGUUAUCGCACAGGGAAUUGUUAAUAACAGUGGCGCUCUCCAAGAGGCGAAGAAUAAAGGACAUUUUUGUUCGUCUGUUCGUGACGGGGGAAUGUGUGACUUGCGGAAAUGCGCCAGUGACUGUAAGUUGGGAAAUUCGUUAAGUAAUGUUGGCCGUGUUGCCAAAAGUGUACUGGUGGGAGUAACAGCGGUUUCGAGGGCGCGCGCGAUGCACGAGACGGUCGGCAGUGCGCUAGGCAGUUGUGAGUCGGUUUUAACGACUUUAGCGAGUGCAAUGCUCUCCCCAUGUAAAACCGCAACCAAAAGUUUGUUCGUCGUGGAGGAGUGCCUUGGCCUUCUUGGCUUAGGCUGUAUUUUAGCUAUGUUUGUGUACGCCAUAGGGGCGAAACGCUUCAUUUCUCUGAAAAAGGCGUACGUCCCACAGAACGACUAA
Molecule: messenger RNA, 1641 nt
Organism: Trypanosoma brucei brucei TREU927
Lineage: Eukaryota; Euglenozoa; Kinetoplastea; Trypanosomatida; Trypanosomatidae
Exons: 1
Coding region: 1-1641 (546 amino acids)
Source: RefSeq, a predicted model, not a curated record